GUUCGGUGCUGCCACCUACAUGUCAGAUUCGCCUCGAUAAAUUCAAUCAUUAGUUGAUUGUUGAAUUCUGUACCAUACACGUGCUCCAUGCGUCCACAAUUAUAGUCGGUGCUCUAAUUUUGUACUUGAUACUUGAUAUGAAACAAGAAAGUCCUAUAAUAAUGGACGGUGGAAUCCCUGAGAAUAAAUCUAGUUCAGAAUCCGAUGAUGAUUUUGACAUGCAACAAUCCAGUUCUGAUUCAGAUUCUACGACUUAUUCAGAUGGAGAACUGAAUGCAGAUAGAAAUUAUGAAACAGAAUGUGUCAAAGAAACAGAAGAAAAUGAAAAUGAGGAAGAAGAAGAAGACCCAGUAAUACAAGCUAUAAAGAGAAAUCAUGUUCUUAAAACAAAUCAUCCUAAAGAUAUUGUUGUGGAAGAUUUGAUCUCAGAAAUUUGUUUUCAUCCCAAUGAAAACUAUAUUGCACUAGCUUCAAUUUCAGGCGAUGUGCUAAUAUACGAUUAUACAUCUACUAAUGAAGAACAAACGCCUCUUUUCACCUUGGAAGCUCAUGAAAAAAGUUGCAGAGAUAUUGAUUUUAGUUCUGAUGGAAAAAAAAUAUUUAGUUGUGGAAAAGAUAAAGCUAUUUUUAUUCAUGAUUUUGAGACACAAAAAUUAACAGGAAUGUUUGAAAAUGCUCAUAAGAGGCCAAUUUAUACUUUGUGUAUUAUAAAUCAAAAUAAUUUUGCCACUGGAGAUGAAAAUGGAACUGUAAAUUUAUGGGAUUUGAGGCAGCGAAAUUUGGAACCUGUAUUUUCUUUGAAAGAGUGUGAUGACUAUAUAAAUGGUAUGCUUGCUAAUGACGAAGAAAAAUUUUUAGUUUGUACUAGUGGCGAUGGUACUUUAACAACGUUUGAUAUGAGAGCUAAGAAAAUGCAUUGUAAAACUGAAGAUUAUCCUGAGGAGUUCACAUGCCUGGGAUUGUUUAAACGAGGUAGAAAAAUUGUAACUUGUGGUAACAAAGGCAAUAUGUACCUCUUUAAUUGGGGAGAAUUUGGUCUUCACACAGAUAAAAUAUUAUGUAAAAAUAACUUAUCUAUAAAUUGUAUGAUUCCUAUAACGGAAACCAUUGGGAUUUAUGGUUGUGAAGAUGGAUACAUAAGAGCCCAAAGCAUUUUUCCUGAUAAACCAUUGGGUGUUGUUGGUCUACACGAAGUGUCUGUUGAAAAUCUUGAUGUUAAUAAUGAUGGAUCAAUUAUUGCAUCAUCAUCCGGGGAGGGACCUAUAAAAUUUUGGAACGUAAGCUACCUAGAAGAAAUAAAUGUUUCAGAACGAGUCAAAGGAGGGAGAAAAUCAGGCAUGAAUCGUAAUUUACCAAGUAGUAAAAUAGAUCAUGCAGCCAACUUUUUCGCAGAUCUUUAGAGAAACAUAACAUUAAAAAAAAAAAAAUUGUACAGAAUAAACUUAAUACCAAGUAAUAAGUAUAAGAAAGAGAACUUUUAUAUUAUUAAUGCCAGUUUUAUUUUCAUUAAGUAAAAACAAUUCAAUUAAAACAAUCAAACAAGUAAAUUCGUUCGAUCUUAUUGUCUCUUUUAGUUACUGUUGGAAUUUUCGUUAUUGAUUUUCAUGUGAUGUAUAUUUAGCAGUAGAUUACUCUAAUGUACUUAAUAUUUUCAAAUUUGUACAUAAAAAUCUAAUACACUUGAAAUAACUACACUUAAAAUGAUGAGCAAUAAAAUGUUGAAUUAUUCAAGUAA
Molecule: messenger RNA, 1735 nt
Organism: Trichogramma pretiosum
Lineage: Eukaryota; Metazoa; Arthropoda; Insecta; Hymenoptera; Trichogrammatidae
Product: WD repeat-containing protein 55 homolog
Exons: 8
Coding region: 138-1400 (420 amino acids)
Molecular function (GO): protein binding
Source: RefSeq, a predicted model, not a curated record